This is a messenger RNA of Spizellomyces punctatus DAOM BR117, 1140 nucleotides long. Its product is annotated as 4-hydroxyphenylpyruvate dioxygenase. Gene Ontology annotation, biological process: L-tyrosine catabolic process. Gene Ontology annotation, molecular function: 4-hydroxyphenylpyruvate dioxygenase activity. Lineage: Eukaryota; Fungi; Chytridiomycota; Chytridiomycetes; Spizellomycetales; Spizellomycetaceae. Bases 1 to 1140 code for a protein of 379 amino acids. The transcript is spliced from 9 exons. The record is from RefSeq and is a predicted model, not a curated record.
AUGACUUCCUACGAACGAGGAGCUCGCCCAGACAAUGGUCGCUACCACGGCUACGACCACUUGACUUUCUGGGUCGGAAACGCCAAGCAAGCUGCGUCCUUUUAUGUCACACGCUUCGGCUUCGAGGCAAUCGGGUACAAGGGUCUUGAGACAGGCCACCGUCAAAUCGUCAGCCAUGCUGUGAGACAGAAUGGCAUUGUCUUUGUGUUCCAGUCUCCUUUGGAGCCGAACAACAAGAUUUUGAGUGAUUUUCAUAGUGUGCACGGGGAUGCUGUAAAGAAUGUGGCAUUUGCGGUUGAUGACUGCCGAACCAUAUACAAAAAGGCGGUCGAACGCGGUGCGAAAUCCAUUAGGGAGCCUUGGGAAGAAACAGAUGAGAAUGGAACUGUUGUUAUGGCCACAAUCGCGACAUACGGGGACGUGGAGCACACGUUUGUCGAACGUACAAAAUACAAUGGACCGUUCCUUCCUGGUUUUGUUACGCCACCCGUAGAUCCUAUCGUUUCGUUCCUUCCACCCACUAACCUCCUGAAGAUUGAUCACAUUGUCGGUAACCAACCUGACAACGAAAUGGUCUCCGCCUGUGAUCUCUAUGAACGUACCCUGGACUUCCAUCGUUUCUGGUCAGUUGAUGACAGCCAGAUUCACACCGAAUACAGUGCCCUUCGGUCCAUUGUCAUGACGGACUAUGAUGAAGUCGUUAAAAUGCCGGUCAAUGAACCGGCAGUCGGCAAAAAGAAGAGUCAAAUUCAAGAGUAUGUGGAUUACCAUGGCGGAGCUGGUGUGCAGCAUAUCGCGUUGAGGACUGAAGAUGUUAUUACGAGUGUAACUAAUUUGAGGAAGAGAGGAGUGGAGUUUUUGUCCAUUCCACCAGUCUACUAUGAAAACCUGCGCCUUCGUCUCUCAACGUCCAGUACCAAAAUCACUGAAUCCCUGGACAUCCUUCAGCAACUCCACAUUCUCGUCGAUUAUGAUGAGAACGGGUAUCUCCUCCAAAUCUUUACAAAGCCAGUGGAAGACCGCCCGACCCUGUUCAUUGAGAUUAUUCAGAGAAAGAAUCAUCAAGGCUUUGGCGCAGGCAACUUCAAGGCACUCUUUGAGGCCAUUGAACAUGAGCAGGAAAGGAGAGGCAAUCUGUAG